Molecule: messenger RNA, 2837 nt
Organism: Corvus hawaiiensis (hawaiian crow)
Lineage: Eukaryota; Metazoa; Chordata; Aves; Passeriformes; Corvidae
Gene: GEMIN8
Product: gem nuclear organelle associated protein 8
Exons: 6
Coding region: 202-1020 (272 amino acids)
Biological process (GO): spliceosomal snRNP assembly
Cellular component (GO): SMN complex
Source: RefSeq, a predicted model, not a curated record
CCCUGGGAAGCCGCGCCGAGGGAAGCCGCGCCGGCCCUGCCGGAAGGGAGCGAGGGAGCGCGGGAGGCGGCUGUGCGCGGCUGCCCUCGCCCGCCGGAGCCCCGCGCUGCCCGGGAGUUGCUACUGUUGCUUUAAGGACAUUGAUGUGGACAUCAGAGUGAUAGUUCACCUUGAUCAUCACCAGAACAAACUCCACAAGAGAUGGAAGACAUCGAGCCGUGGUACACUCAGAAAGUGUACACGAGGUACUGGAGACACUAUGACUUAGCCAUGCGCUGGAUGCGUAGGCACCAGAAAGCCUACAGGAAAGCCAUGGAGUCCUUUUAUCACCUGCCGUGGCAUCCGUGGCAUCCUGCUGCAGCCUCUUCAAGCAGCCACUACUCAGAUUGGGGUGGGAAUGAUCUCCCAUAUACCCAAAACUACUCUUCCAGCUGUAGACCACAUGUCAGAGCUCCAUAUUAUUCAGAAGCUCAGCAGUACACAGGUGCCUACCAGGAGAGGGAGGAUGCUGACAAGGAUUCUGAAAUGGAAGAGGAUGCUGAAAGGGACUCUGAAAUGGAGGAAGACUCUGAGUCUGAAGGGGAGAUAGAAUAUGACUUGAGCAAUAUGGAGAUCACAGAGGAGCUUCGCCAGUUCUUUGCAGAGACAGAGAGGCACCGAGAAGAGCUGCGGAGGCAGCAGCAGCUGGAAGCUGAGGACCCAUACGUGGAGGCUGAUCAAGACCUGCACAGGAGGGUGGAGCGUUCUGUGGAGCCGCCUACAGAAAGACCUGGGGAGAGGCGCAUGGCAGAAAUGAAGAGACUGUAUGGUGCUGAAGCUGCCAAAAUCCAGGCAAUGGAGGCUGCCCUGCAGCUGAUCUUUGAUAGGAACUGUGACAAAAAGCAGCCCAAAUACUGGCCCAUUAUUCCCCUUAAGCUCUCUCUUGGCCAGCUGGCAUCCCAUUUUUUACUUUUCCAGCGGGCAUUGGUUCAGUUUGGCGUGAUCCUUCAGAGUGGGAGCAGUAGCCUAUUUAGAGCUUAAAACACAUAAAGACUGACUGGCUGGAACCCCAGAGAACGACCUAGCAAGAGGCUGAUGAGGGCACUUAGCCAGACCAUCUCCAAAACACUGUUGUUAAAAGAACCUGAUAUGCAUGUUAAGUAAACAUCAAAUAUGCAAAACCCAGCACAUGUAACAUGCAGAUAAUAGCAUAAGGUAAUGGGCCCUAUCUCCAAAUAAAUAAUAGUACCCUCAUUACCACAGGCAGUUUCAAUAUUUUCUGUUCACUUUCAAUGUCCUCUGGAUGGGUCAUAUCUAUAACACAAUAAAACUCCCACAGGCUCCAGCAGGAGCUGAAUUUAGGGUUAAACUCUGGCUAAAAUGAGGGAAAGAAAUUUCUCUUGCACACAAACAGGCAAAAGCUCUAGAAUAAAUGUGAUCCAGGAAGUUAUUACAUAAAGGCAUUGAUAAUUUCAUUUGCAUAUAAAAUAAUAACAACAAGAACGGAAGCUAAAUUAUCCCAUAUAUACAGAAACCCUGGGUGUUCAGGAUUGGCUAUUCAUUAUUCUCUUGUCAUAUAAAGCAAUUCAGUCUGCAGCUGCAUUUCUCUUACAAAUCCAAUUCAAUCAAGAGAACCGAAACAUCAUUAGCAAACCCACUGAUUUAUCCACCAGUAAAGUGCUGAUACAGGCUUCUGUUCCUGCUGCUAAUAAAUUUUCUGCAUAGAAGUGUUGGCUCUCUCUAGGGAUCUCCCAUUAUUCUAAUGAAUACAGAUUUCUAACUUAACCACUGGAAUUUUUAAGCCUGAAGGUCUAUAAUAGUAGGGUUCAAAACCUGUGGGAGUCAUAGGAAAGAAAGGACAUGAACCCGUGUACCCAGUUGCCUCAGAGAUGUGUCUAGAUGUAACUGCAGAUGGAGCAGCACCUGGUGCCUUAGAAAAUUGCUGUAGUAGGAGCUUUUUCUUCCCCUUUCUGAAAUACAAUCACUGUCUCCUGUUUUGCUCAUUACUUCCUCUCCCUAUUUCUCUCAGUGGGCUUGCUUGCAGAGCUUUGCCUCCCUCUCUGUAGCUUUCCCUGGCUCCCACUUGGUUUGUUGCAUUAAUUGCCAGCCUGCCAGGCUCAUUUACCUCUGCCUCAACCUCUCUUCUACAGAACUGCAGGAAAUGCUCUGAAAACCGCUGGUAGAUGUUGUCUCCAGUUCCUCCUGCACAUCAUCUACCAGCAGGGCUCUGGGCAGUCACCUCCGUGCUCAUCACAGCAUCACCUCGUUGAUACCUCGUAUGCAUGAGCCCUUACACACUAUUUCAAGGCCUGGGCAUGCACUUCUGCUUCUUUUUCAAGGUGGACUUCAAACAGUGAAAGCCCAAGGGGUGUUGGAAGUGAUGUUGUCUUUUGGGAAUAAUUGUACAAGCUGCAGUUUCUGUAACUUCUUUAACGGGUCAUUUUAUCUGCCAGGUUCUUGUGAUGUUUGGUUUGCCUGUGGCCCUUUCAUCUUUUAAACACAAAGAAGCUAUAUCCUUGGAAUAGUGGAUGGCAGAAUUAAUGUUCUAAGCUAUCUGGCAGCUAUGCAACACUCAUGUUUGGCCUGAACUUUAUUUUUUAAAAAAAAAAGAAGUACAGAAAGUAAGAAAACAGAUCCGCCUAUGACAGCAGAACGUGUUUAAUAUAGUUUUAAUAAUUUUUUUUUUACAUUCCUCACUUGGAAUUAUAUUAUUUUUCUAUUUGCUGAACAUGGUAUCCAGGAGAACAAGAAUGAGAUAACAAAGAGUCUUAAAAGAGUGUUCUUUACUUAAAAAAUCCAGGCACUCCUAUCCAUCUUAUGUAUGCUAUAAAUAAAGGAUAAAAUUAUUACCAAUGUAA